AUGAAAAGAAAAUAUUCAGGAUCUUUGGUCAUGUUUCCAUUCGACGCGAUUAACCAAAGGAAGGUGCUUUACACGCCUAGACGUGCCGAAAUCGACAAAGUUACAGUGCAUCCAUUAGAUCAGACGGUCCAGUUCGUGACUGAGGCUUAUCACAAACCAGAGCUAAUCGUCCUCAACGACACUUUCAAGGAUGAUCUACACUAUCUGAUCCAGUACGGUUCAAUCCAGAGUAUUAGUAUGAGUUUAGGUCCGUUGACCCACUGCUUUGUACUGAUGCUUUUGUAUGGCACAGGAGCGGUCUCUAUCCUGCAAGCGUACCUCAGUCUCCCACCUGAGGCUGCGCUCCGAAGUGCUCAGGAUGUUCCGGCCUCAGAUCGCAACUACGCCAACCUUGGAUUGCUCCCUGUCGAUCCUCAGAAACUUAUCGUCUCUGUUCAUGGUGGUCCAAAUGACAGAGAUUCUUAUGGAUUAUCGCUUGAGAAUGUAUUUCUAACGAACAGAGGUUAUGCGGUACUUCAGGUAACAUUAUCGUGA
This is a messenger RNA of Cooperia oncophora, 534 nucleotides long. The record is from the annotation of a GenBank genome assembly. Lineage: Eukaryota; Metazoa; Nematoda; Chromadorea; Rhabditida; Trichostrongylidae.